Messenger RNA from Staurois parvus, 768 nucleotides. Lineage: Eukaryota; Metazoa; Chordata; Amphibia; Anura; Ranidae. The record is from the annotation of a GenBank genome assembly.
CUCAGCUUUGUUCAACCCAUACUGCAGACAUGGACAGACUUGUUGCACCCAGCCUCAGUCAGCUUACAAAGACCCAGUCCUGCUUCUAAUCUAUUUCCUCAAAACUCUAUUCCUGCAUUCCCAACAGCUCCUCCUGCCCUGCUAUCUACCGCAUGUCAGUACCCUGUUCCCACUCGCUGCACCUAUCCUGCCUUUAACCCUGUAGCAACUGCUCCCUCUCCUGUUCCAUCCUCCAGCUCUUCUCUGUCUCCAGCUGCUCCAUUCAACCUGCCUUCCGUGGUUCAGCCUGGUGCCUCUCUUCAGCCUGAUGCCUCUCUACUCGGCCUGAAUGCCUCUCCUCGGCCUCUACUCAGCCAGAUGCCAUUCUCUCCUCGGCCUGAAGCCUCUACUCGGCCUGAAGCCUCUACUCGGCCUGAAGCCUCUACUCAGCCGGACGCCGGCAUUCAGCCUGAUGCCUCUACCCAGCAUGAUGAACUGAUCCAGCCUGACGAUCCAAUGCCUGGUGACCCAGUGCCCGCUGUCAUACCUGGUGACCCGAUGCCCGCUGCUGUCGAGCCAGACAAUCCGGUACCUGAUGACCCGGUGCUCACUGUCGUGCCUGUUGACUCGGAGCCCACUGCCUUGCCAGAUGACGCGGUGCCCGCUGUCGAGCCAAAUGACCUGAUGCCUGGUGACCCGAUGCCCGCUGUCCAGUCAGACGAUCCAAUGUCUGACCCAGUGCCCGCGGUCAUACCAGUUGACUCGGAGCCCACUGCCUUGCCAGAUGAC